Messenger RNA from Phymastichus coffea, 1276 nucleotides. RefSeq lists its product as uncharacterized. Lineage: Eukaryota; Metazoa; Arthropoda; Insecta; Hymenoptera; Eulophidae. Gene Ontology annotation, biological process: regulation of DNA-templated transcription. Bases 209 to 1033 code for a protein of 274 amino acids. Gene Ontology annotation, molecular function: sequence-specific DNA binding; zinc ion binding. The record is from RefSeq and is a predicted model, not a curated record. The transcript has 4 exons.
CUCUUCAUACUUGAAAUCUUCAUUGGAGAUAAACGCCGCGAGUGCAUAACUAUAUGAGUAGCAGCAACGAGCAACAGGCCCCAAAAAAUGCAAUGCAGCUGCAGCAGCAGACGACUGCUGGCGGUGGUGGUUUCAUUCUGGUUCAGUGUUAUACGGCCAACCAAACGUUUGAUCCACGUGCUGAUUAUUCGUGGAAAAACUGAAAAAUAUGGGUUGUUCGAUAAGUAAAAAUAAACCCAACGCUGUACCUUAUCCACUGGCAUCACAUACACGAAAAGAAUGGAUUGCAUGGAGGAAUUGCUUUCUAGCGUAUAUGAAUGAGAAAAACAAUAUUCCAGCCCACAAACAAGGGAGUCAAUUUUAUCAAUAUAUUGGCAAUACCGGAAUAGAAAUCUCAAAGAAAUUUUAUUUUCACGACGUUUAUACCGAAACCGACGUAGAUACCAUAUUGUUCAAAUUUGACGUUUACUUUAUUUUUGGAAGUAGAACUAAACAUGCUGACGAAUCUAUCAGCAAUUAUAUAAAAGCUUUAGAGGUUAUAGCACAAAAAACAGCUGAGAAUAAUGUAGAUCGAGUUAUAAAGGAAAAAAUUUUACAAGAUUUGAUUUCUAGAAAUGUUUUCAAUAAGUUUUUGGAGAUGGUUCCAUCAUUUUCUAAUAUUUCUGAUUACGAAUCUCUAUCCCUGCAAGAACUAACUUUUAUUUGGGAAGAAUCGGAAAAACUCAACAAAUCCAGCAUUCACGAUGAUGCGCUUUCGAAAAGCCCAAUCAUCAAUUGCAUUUAUUGUGGUUCUAAUCAUAUGAUAAAUGAAUGUGCAGCUAGUACGAAAGAAUGUUCCAACUGCAUAAAAUCUGGACAUUUUUCAUGGCGAUGCUCAACUGACUUACAUAUUCCAUGUGAAUUGUGUGGACAACAUCACACUAAAAAUAAAGAAAAAUGUCCUGCCAAUAAACACUUAUGCAAUAAUUGUCAUAAAUUAGGACAUUUCUCUUUUAGAUGUCGUUCACGAAGGAACAGUAAAAAAAAAUGUUGAAACUGUAACCAUUAUAUUUACAUUUACAUUUUUAUAAUCGUAAGCUAACUUGUUCACUUUUUUCGUAUCACCAUUGUAGUAUUAUAUAUAUAUUAUAUAUGUAUAAACUAUUAUAAUAUUAUUAUAUUAUUAUGUUAGUUUUACUAUAUUAGUAGACAAAUCUUACGCAGUAAAAAAAAUUAUAUGGCUGAAAGUUCAGCGAAAACAUUCAACGUUAAAUUUUAAAUAUUUCAUAUAGCUUUA